AAAGGAAAACUCUUUAAAUCAGGGGGUGGGUCGAAUUAACAGUUACUAACAGUAAAACUUUCCACCGCCUUUUAUUGGAUGAAUAUUAACUAAGAGUAAUUUACUCGCAAUAUCUUUUUCCAAGAAGUGGUGAACGUUCUUUACUAGUCGAUACCUUUGAAUGGAUCACUACACUUUCGAUUUCACUCCGUUAUUCGAUUUUCGUUUUUAGAGCACUUUGCCAACUUAGUGCUGACAUAACUGGACAAAUAUGAGGUGCUUUUCGUGGUGCUAUAUCAGCGUGUUUUUGCUCGUAUUAUGGGCAGUGGACGAGUGCUUAGGACAAUUUUUCGGUGACCCGGGAUGGGGGGCACCGCCAAUUAGAAAGAAACAUCGUGCGAAACCAGGAUUCAAGCAAAAUUAUGACUCUAAUAUUGAAAAAUAUCUACGGAAAGCUAAGACUGUUAGACAUUAUUAUGUUGCUGCUAUUGAAGUUGAUUGGGAUUAUGCUCCUGGAGGAAAUUUACUCGGUGAAAGGGCAGAAGACUUGUCAAAGAGAUAUUUUCAAGUCAGUCAAAAUCCCUUACGUCUGGGCAAGGUGUACAAGAAAGCUAUUUACAGAGAAUUCACCGAUGAGACUUAUACUAUAAUGAAAGCCCGUGAGCCAUGGCAAGGUAUCCUCGGACCAACUAUCAGAGGAGAAGUAGGUGAUAUGGCCAUCGUCCACUUCUGGAACAAUGCCUCCAUGCUUCUUUCUAUGCAUCCUCACGGUUCUCGAUACAUCAAGGUUCACGAAGGAGCUCUUUAUGAGGAUGGUACUGGACCACAGGAUAAAGUGGAUGAUAUGGUACCACCAAAUGGACGACAUUCUUACCACUGGUUCUUCAUUCCUGAAGAUGGUCCUAGUCCUACUGAUCCAGAUUGUCUCACAUGGAUGUACCAUUCUCACAGGAAUGCUGAUACUGAUAUUCAUGCUGGUCUUCUUGGGCCACUCAUCGUCUGUAGACCAGGCACUUUAGAUAUGUAUGACAGACCUAGAAAUGUGGACCGAGAUUUCAUUCUCGUUUUUAUGAUUUUCGAUGAAAAUGAUAGUUUAUACAUUGAUGAAAACAUUGACAGAAUGGCACCACACUUAACAGAAGAGGAGAGACGAAGAAUUAGAGCUGACAUUAGUUUUAGAAGAUCUAAUAUGAUGUUUUCUGUAAAUGGUAUGAGCUUCGGCAAUCUUAGAGGACUGGAUAUGUGUUUGGGAGACAAAGUAGGUUGGCACGUCGUCGGAAUGGGUAAUGAAGUUGAUGUUCACAGUAUCAGUUUCGAAGGCCAAGUCUUCACAAUAAAUGGAAUGACAACUGAAAUCAUUAGCGUUUUCCCUGCUAAGUUUGUAACAAGUCUGAUGAUAGCUAGCAGAGAAGGUACCUUUCCAUUUAGGUGUGAAGUCGGUUUGCAUGGAUUAGCUGGUAUGGAAUCAGUAUUUUCUAUCAGCCGUUGUCCACAUUCCAGACCAGUUGUUACAAAUCUGAAUGGUGUAACAAGAAAUUAUUACAUAGCUGCGGAGGAAGUUGAAUGGAACUAUGGGCCAUCAGGAAUAAACAAGUUUAAUGGUGUACCAUUAGUAGAAGAUAGAGCUGCUUCCAUUUUCUUUGUACGAAAUGAAACAAGAAUAGGAGGAACAUACAGAAAGGUUGUUUAUAGAGAAUAUAGUGAUGCAUCCUUCACGCUGAAAAAAGUUCGGGGUGAAGAUGAAACUCACCUUGCAAUGUUAGGACCUACCCUCAGGGGAGAAGUUGGUGAUGUCAUCCGAGUCACAUUCCUCAACGCAGCCACUAAGCUGUAUAAUAUGCAUACCCAUGGAGCUUUUUACGAACCAGAAACGCUGCCUGUCGAACCUGGCACCACUAAAAUUUACACAUGGACAGUAGCAGAGCAAUACGGACCAACCCAUACAGAUCCAGAAUGUUUAACGUGGCGAUACUAUUCAAGUGUGGAUGUUGAACGUGAUAUGUGGGAUGGUUUAAGUGGUAAACUUUUAACAUGCAGGAAAGGAACACUUGAUAGGAGUGGAAAACAGAAAUAUGUGGAUAAAGAAUUUGCUCUGUUGUUUUCUGUCAUGGAUGAAAGUUUAUCACAUUAUUUGCCAGAAAAUGUAAUGCAAUAUGCAUAUAGACCAGACCUUGUCAAUACAUCAGAUCCUAUGUUUAUCGAAUCAAACCAAAUGCACUCUAUCAACGGCAGAGUUUGGGGAAAUCUUGAAGGUCUUAGAAUGUGCGUUGGAGACAAAGUAAGCUGGCAUCUUGCUACAUAUGGAAAAGCUAUAGAUAUACACACACCAUACUUCCACGGCAACACUUUCCAAAUAAGUGGUAAAUUCAGAGAUGCUAUCAGUGUAGCACCAAGCACACAUUACACAGUUGUUAUGCAUGCUGAUAAUCCUGGUACAUGGGCUUUAGACUGCCGAAUAAACAAUCAUUUUGCUGGAGGUAUGAGAGCUAUUUACCAUGUAGAAGAUUGUGGUCACGGAUUAUAUCCACCAAGGCAGAUCUUUUAUGAUCAUAAGAAAGUUAGAGAAUAUUUCAUUGCAGCAAUAGAAAUCGAAUGGGACUAUGCACCCAACCCUAGGCACAUAAUUGAUGGUUCUAAUCUAUUAGAAAACGAAGAAAGUCGACCAUUUGUAGAGAAUGGGCCACAACGUAUUGGCAGAAUAUACAAAAAAGCAGUCUUCCGAGAAUUCACUGAUUCCUCUUUUACUCACAUGAAACCGAGAGGAAGAGAUGAACAGCAUUUGGAGCUCAUUGGUCCAUACAUCAAAGCUGAAGUUGGCGAUCUCAUUCGAGUUGUGUUCAAGAACUUGGCAUCAAGACCCUACAAUAUCCAUCCCCACGGAGUCUUGUUAGAAAAGUACGAGUCCUACGCAGAUGCUCUGGGUGAAGACGAAGAACCAGUGGCUCCAGGUGACACACAUGUUUAUGAGUGGCCAGUACCAGAACGAGCUGGACCAGGAAGAAAUGGAUUCAACUGUUCUUCAUGGGCUUACUAUUCAGCUGUGGAUGUUGUGAAGGAUACCAACUCUGGUCUUGUUGGUCCUUUAAUAACAUGCAAGCCUGGUACUUUGACAUCCAAAGGACGACGAAGAGAUUUAGAUCAUGAAUUUGCUGUUCUAUUUACCAUCUUCGAUGAGAAUAGAAGUUGGUACAUCCAAGAAAAUACUUAUAAGUAUGCCACCAGGCCGGAAACAGUAAAUCCUUUGGAUCCUGGUUUCAUUUUAAGUAACAGAAUGCACGCUGUGAAUGGUAGACUGUAUGGAUCUUUGGAUGGUCUUGUUGCAAGGCGGAACACAUUGGCUGCAUGGUAUCUCAUAGGUAUGGGAACAGAAGUAGAUAUGCACACUGCUCACUUCCACGGUCAGACCUUCCUACGUCGAACAGACAGUACUCGACGUUCUGAUGUCGUUUACCUUUUCCCUGGUGUGUUUGAAACGGUAGAAAUGAUUAUGGAUAAUCCUGGUACAUGGAUCCUGCAUUGUCACGUAGACGACCAUAUGAGAGCGGGCAUGGCGGUCACCUACACCGUGGAGCGCUGACACAACUAACUCUUAAAUAAUAUUUGUAUAAAUUACUAAUAUGGAUUAUUUUUUACAAACUUGAGCAAAAUUAAUAGGAGAUUAAAUGCUGAUUUUUAUGAAAAACUCUCAACACAUGGGGACUUUUACGUCAAAGUGAUUGAACACAGCAUCUGUCUUUUGAAACCGUCUUCUGUUUACCUCAAAAUAAGAAAAUGCGAUAGUGUUUCAGAAAUUUAGUCUGACUCAAUUUUUCAACGUAAAGUGAAUAUGUAAAAUAUUUAUAUUAGGAGCUUGUUACUCAUAAAACUAUUCUUGUAUAUAUUUUCUUAUGCAUACAGUAAAUGCAAAUUAAAAAAUUAAUCCUUGAAAAUAUAUGUAUUUAUUUUGCAACAUUUUUUGAAUUCAAAGGCCGUGUAUAAGUUUGAUAUUUAUUUUAAUAUGAAGCUCAAUAUUUAAUAAAGAAAUUAGUAAGAGUUUUAAUCAAAAUCAGCUUGUGUGAAACGCUAGCUCUUUCACAUGAAAAUAUUAUAUACUCACAAAAUAUUGUAGAAUAAAAGUAGAAAUAUUAAGAAUAAAUUCAUGAAGCUAAUAAUAAGUGACAUUUUUACUCUCUGUGUUUACUGACAUAGAAGUUAUACCAAAGAAACACUCACCUUUUUAACUCAAAAUUUAUAUUUAUUAUUAUAUCUUUAUUUUAAAUUUAUUUUUUUAUUCUAAAUAAAUUUAAAACAAAGGACUAUAAGUUUAUUUGAAAGCAAUGCUACGCAUUUUUAACAUUCCAGGCUCAUUUUUUUGCUUCAUUAAAAAUAGAAACUGUUUGAAAUUUAAUGCCACAUUCUUAAAAAUUUUAAAAGUAACAAUUUUAAAGUGCAAAUCUGUAAUCUUUUAUUCUGUCAAAAUAAUUCUACCUAAUUAAACAUUUCAGUAUGUCCUUUUUGAUGUAAAUUUACAGUCCUGGGUAAAAUAAUAUUGAUUAGUCUUACUGAGAUACAGACUUUUUAUAUGCAAGUUUUUAUAUGCGAAUUUAAAUAACCGAAGCUAAUCGAACCAGUUUUAACUUUAAAAAUUCAGCUUUUUGUAUGUAUCUCAAUGUGCCAAAUAUAUCAGCCUCAAUCUCUAUUACUGUAAUAAGUCUCACAAAGUCAAGUUUAAAUAGUACAGUUAUGUUUAGUUUGUACAAUACUCCUCUUUGUACUGUCGCUACUACUUAUGAUAUACUGCAAUUGAAUUGGAAAAUGAAGUUUUAUGUAGACAUUGUAAAAAAGUACAUAUGAAGCAGAUUAUUUGCUUGAGAUUUCACUACAGUGUUUAUUUAUAUUUUAUAUGAUUGUAUGAGAGUGUAUGUUAGAAGUAUCAUGUUUUUCAAUUCUUUGAGUCCAGUUUAGCAUCAAAAAUAGAGUUUUGAUGCUCACAUGGGCUCUUUGAGAAUUAAAACACAUGAUUAUGUAAUUUAUAUUUGUUUCUAGUAUUACUUGGUUUAGAUACCUAUGUAUUUUCUAUUGUCAAUAAAAUUAACUCUUAAGAUAAA
Molecule: messenger RNA, 5066 nt
Organism: Parasteatoda tepidariorum (common house spider)
Lineage: Eukaryota; Metazoa; Arthropoda; Arachnida; Araneae; Theridiidae
Product: hephaestin-like protein
Biological process (GO): iron ion transport
Cellular component (GO): plasma membrane
Molecular function (GO): oxidoreductase activity; copper ion binding
Source: RefSeq, a predicted model, not a curated record